AUGUUCGGCUCGGACGAGCAGCCCGGCGUCGUGUACCGCGCGCUCACGGACGUCCUAGAGGGAGGCGGCGACGGCGACGGCGAGAGCCUCGUGAGGGUCUCCGUGCUCGAGAUCUACAAUGAGCAGGUCUACGAUCUGCUCGCCGGCAGCGGAGGAGCCAAUCCCAAGGUAAGGCUAGAACUGAUGGGAACAAGAGCCAAGAAUGCAACAUAUAUAUCUGGAAAUGAAGCAGGGAAGCUAUCAAGAGAAGUCGCCGAAGUGGAGAAGCGGCGCGCUGUGAAGGGCACGAGCUGUAACGCGAGGAGUUCGUGGAGCCACUGCAUGAUAGUCUUGGAUGUGCCGUCGGUGGGAGGAAGGCUCAUGCUUGUGGACAUGGCAGGCUCUGAGAACAUAGAAGCUGCAGGCCAAACUGGACAUGAAGCCAAAUCUGAGACGGGAAGAAUUAAUCAAGGGAACACGACGCUGAAGCGGGUGGUUGAGUCGAUUGCCAACGGUGACUCACAUGUCCCAUUCCGGGACAGCAAGCUCACAAUGCUACUACGGGACUCAUUCGAUGACGAGGGAUCCAAAAUCCUCAUGAUCCUGUGUGCAAGCCCUGACCCAAAGGACCUCCACAAGACGAUCUCCACCCUGGAGUAUGGAGCCCGAGCGAAAUGCACCCGUGCAGCAGCUCACGCCUCGACACCGUCGGGCAAGAUGAGCUCCAAAGACGCCGGGUACGAGAUGCGGUUGAAGGACGAGGAGAUUGCACGUCUGAGGAUGAAGGUCAGGUUGAUGGAAGCAGCCGCGAAGGAGGAAGAGAUCCGCGUGAAGGCCGUAGAUGAGGAGACCUGGGUACUGAGAAGUGAGAUGAGGAUGAUGGAAGAGAAUAUGCUUAUGCAGCACCAGGAGCUCCUUGCUGUGAAGCAGCGGCUGCAGCAGGUGGAGCGCGAGAAGCUCGACGUGGAGGAUGAGUCGCACCUGGCCUGGAGGGUCAUGAUGAAACUUGCAGUCUACUUGCAAAACCUGGGCAGCCCACUUGAGUGA
Messenger RNA from Triticum turgidum subsp. durum (durum wheat), 1026 nucleotides. The record is from the annotation of a GenBank genome assembly. Lineage: Eukaryota; Viridiplantae; Streptophyta; Magnoliopsida; Poales; Poaceae.